Molecule: messenger RNA, 2958 nt
Organism: Schistosoma intercalatum
Lineage: Eukaryota; Metazoa; Platyhelminthes; Trematoda; Strigeidida; Schistosomatidae
Source: the annotation of a GenBank genome assembly
GUCACAAUUUCGAAUGGUUUAGCUGAACAGAACCAUAUCUCAAGUUGUAUAACUUAAUUAUGCUGAGUUCUGAAAGAAAAAUUGCUAUCAAGCUGGUUCUUCUUACCAUGUUUACUCAAUCAUUCUGGUCUGGAUUUCAAUUUCUCACGAACCAGUUUAUAUAUUAUAGGUUUCUAAAGGACGCAGGUCUACCCUACGAACCGUCUCCACAAAACAAAUCCAUUCCUGAUCAGGAUAAAGAAUUGAAAGAUGAAGUUCAAAAGAGGACUGCACAUUUACUCCCCUUAUUGAGUGCUUCAUUAUUAAUUCCUGGACUUUUGUCGUCGUUUGUGAUCAGUUCACUUUCUGAUCAUUAUGGUCGACGUGUAGCGAUGGGUGUUUUGUUUGGUGGUUUAACUUCAAACAUAAUCGUUUCAUCGCUUGUGAUUUUACUUGAACUGAAUUUAUACUUAUUAAUUCUGGGAAAUUUAACGUGUGGUUUUCUUGGCGGAGGCUUGCUUACAUUUUCAGGUCAAAUUUCAGUUUGCUUUGCUGAUAUUACUAAGAUUCCUGAUGAACAAGAGCCAUUAUUGGGUAACUCUAAAUGUCAACAAGCUUCAUUGGAACGUCGACGACUUUCGUAUAUGGGAAUUUACGAUGGUGUUUGUGUUUUAGCAAGUGCCGCAGUGGUGUCAGUUACAGGUGUUCUUAUUGACCACUAUAGUUUCAUUACAACUUGUUUGAUAAUGUUAUUUCUUUGUUUAAUAUCGGUGGGAAUGUUAUGGUGUUUACCAGAAACACAAUCUUUCAAUAUACAAACAGCUGAUAUCUCUUCUUUUAAUAAUAAUUUCAAUAGUAAUAUCUCUGUGUGUAAUACAGAAUUUUAUUCAUCUAAUCAGUCAGAAUCAUAUAAGAAAAACUGGCUUUUGAAGUCAACCGAGAUGAUUAAUCUAGUUCGAAAUGCCAAUAUUAUCACAGUUUUAGUCUUAACAGUUUUGUUCUUGACAACAUUGACUACAUAUAAUGAAGGUCAAUAUACAUUUUUAUAUUUAAUGGGACCUCCAUUCAAUUGGUCUGUUGAUCAAUAUGGUUAUUUUAGUGGAUUAAAUUCUACUCUCCUGGGUUUACUGUCGUUUGGAUUAACUUGGAUUACUACUCAUUGGAUGAAAGUUGUUAAACGGCAUCGGAUAUCUGAAGCAUCAGAACCUUUACUUACUAAUCAAUCAGUUUCCGGGUACAAUUCUAUUCAUGAAGUUGAUUCAAUUGAUCAUAAUAAUAACAUUAUUAUUAGUAGUCCAUCGACUAUAAUUAUUCAAAAUGAAGUAUUACGAGCACGUCGACGUAUGAUAAAGUAUGUAAUAUGUGGAAUGAUUGCAAUUGUGAUUAGUAAAUUGCUUAUGGGAUUAGCAUUUUUGUUUCCUUCACCUGGCCAUAAUAUUGCCGUAUUUGUUAGUAGAACACGAAUUAUACAGUGAUCCGAGCUAGACAAUGUUGCACGUUUACGAGUCACAUAUAUACCCACAUCAUUGAUGAAAACGAAGUCUAAAUGAGCAUCCAAACGAGUAGGAAAAUCUACUACGUUUUGGUGACCUAGUGACGUAAGGAAGCUACAGUCACAUGAAUUGAAAUCACCACAUACAACUGAAAGUGAAUCACUGAAGGCAGUAACAGCAAACUCAGUGAAUUCAUCAGUGAAAACAGAUAGUGCAGAUGAUGUGCAAUCUGGAGUCACGUAGAAAUUGGUAACAUAAACAUAUUUGUAUUUAUUCAGAUGUUUUGGACGACAUCUUAGAGUUAGACAGUCGAUAAAGUCAUUUGAAAACUUGAAACACGCAAAUGAAGAUCGACACCAGUUCACGCUUACAAACGUAUCUACACCGCCGCCACAUCUCCUUUUAUUGUUUGAUCGAUCCUGACGAUAAAUUUUGAAAUCACGUAGUGGUACUAGGCAGUCGUCCUUUAAAUCAUUUAACCAAGAUUCUUGAAUUGUGAUGACACCACAAUGACGAUACAUAUUUUGACUUAGUAGGAAUUGAAGAUAGUCCACUUUGUUGAUUAGUGAUCGGCAGUUAGAAUUUAGCAGCUCGAGAAUCGACAUACGACUAAUGUUCAUUAUCUUUAACGCAUACUGCCAAGCACCACGAUGAUGUCUUUUAAAGUACUUUUUGUGUAACUUGUGCAGCGAAAGGUCGUAGGCUUUUCAUAAACGCGCCUGUAUAGGUUAUGUGAUUAAUGGACAUAAUUAGAUGUUAAAACAAAAUGAAAAAACAAAUUACUUGUUGAAAUAAUUAGAUGGCAAAAACAGGUAGCCCAGAUAUUCAAGCAGGCCGCCGUUAAUAUAAUGCACUAGUUUAAUUAUUUCUGUUUAUUUUUAACUGUAAGUAUAUAAAGUUAUAUUUUUGUUCUACAGGUCUAUUUGUAUCUAUCUUUCGAUCAGCUGUUGUACCGGUGCUCAAAUCAUUCACAUCAUCUCUAUAUACUUCCAAACUUCAAAGUAGCUUAUUUUCUGUGAUUGCACUAUCUGAAUACUUGAGUCUUCUUAUUGGUAUUGGUAGUUUACCGUAUAUUUAUGCAGCGACGGUAACAUUUUGUUCGGGUGCAGUGUUUUUUGUCUCAUCAGGAUUAGCUUUAAUUGCUUUUAUUCUACUUUUAUACAUUUCACGUUAUACUAAAAAAGAAAUAAAGAAUACUGAUUUCAAUCAAUCGAAUAUUAUCGAAAUAGUAGAUACUGUUAAUAGUUAAAAACAAGUAGAAUCAUUGGACUAUGAAUAUGAUUAUUGGUUAUCCUUGGGAUCUCUCUUUUCGUUUUCUUUUUAUGUAAAUAAUUGUUUUCUUUUUGUUGUUAAUUUUUACAGCUAUUUUUCUUCUUUUAAAUGAAUCUCAAGUAAACUUAUUAUACCUUUUUUUGAAAUGAAGAAUUUAAGGUUUGAUUAAACUUUGGCUUUAUAAUAUAAUAAAUAAAUUUUAUUUAUAAAAUAA